GAGCAGGACGGCGCGCAGAGGGACGCGAAGCCCGCGAGCCUCGUGCGAUGUUCAACGAUUAGGCUGAUCGAAGCCGGAGCGCACGGUGACGUGACAGUCUACGUGUAGAAACGGGCGCGCGCGCGCGCGCACACACACACACACACACACACACACACACACGGAGGGACGGAGGGAGAGUUGUGCGGAUGUUCACGAGAAAUGAUCCGCUCCUAGACUAUGGCACCGUCGGGCUCACGCAAUAUCAAGAAGGGCUGUUGGAGAGUUCUGUACUGGAUCCCGGUGCUCUUCAUCGCCCUCGUAGUGGCGUGGUCAUACUACGCGUAUGUGUUGCAGCUUUGCAUAGAGUCCAUCGAGCACACGGGAGAGAAGGUGAUAUACUUGCUGGUGUAUCAUGUGGUCUUCAUCAUGUUUGUGUGGGCGUACUGGCAGACCAUCUUCACCAGGCCCAUGAACCCCCUGAAGGAGUUUCACCUGUCCUACUCCGACAAAGAGCUGCUGGAGCGGGAGGACCGGGGGGAGUCCCAGCAGGAGAUCUUGAGGAGGAUCGCCAGGGAUCUUCCCAUCUACACGCGCACCAACUCCGGAGCAAUCCGUUUCUGUGACCGCUGCCAGCUGCUGAAGCCUGAUCGAUGUCACCAUUGUUCAGUGUGUAAUAAAUGCAUCCUGAAGAUGGAUCACCACUGCCCCUGGGUGAACAACUGCGUGGGAUUCUCCAACUACAAGUUCUUCAUGCUGUUCUUAGCGUAUUCUCUGCUCUACUGCCUUUUUAUAACCGCUACAGAUCUCCAGUACUUCAUUAAGUUUUGGCUGGCUGGAGGUAGAGCCCAUUUCCGUCUAAGGGAGUACCUGAACGGCCUCCCAGACACUCAGGCCAAGUUCCACAUCCUGUUCCUCUUCUUCUCGGCCUGCAUGUUCUCAGUCAGCCUGGCUUCUCUUUUGACCUACCACUGCUGGCUUGUCUGCAGGAACAGAUCCACCCUCGAGGUUGUGCGUGCUCCAGUGUUCCGCCACGGCACCGAUAAGAGCGGUUUCAGUCUGGGCUUCAGUAAGAACUUCCGCCAGGUCUUUGGGGACGAAGUUAAAUACUGGCCUAUUCCUGUUUUCUCUGGUUUAGGGGACGGCUGCUCGUUCCCAACCUGUCUGGUAAAUCUGGACCCGGAGCAGCCUUCAUCAUCGCCCACUCGCUCCCACCCUGUUAGUAAGAGUGCGGCAGACGGCCGCCAGUCGAAGCCACUGACGGAGUCUCAGAGUCGGCUGCUCACCAGCACCAUCUGCUGGUCAGAGAUUGACAGUGCAACAGACAGGAAGGGCGCCAGUAACCAGGGGAUGACCAUAGAACAUGAGGCGUAGAGAAAGGGGGCACACCGUCCUCCCAGGUCAAAGCCGCCUUCUCCUCCUCGUUGUUUGAACGUGACGGGGUUGUGAGAUCAUCAAUGUUUGUUGUUUUCCGUGGCGCACCUUCUCCAGAGGUUCCCCUGACUGACACAGCCCUUCAGAGCAGAAGAAGAAAAAUAAUCAUCAGUAUCACUCUCACAGCUAUCAGUAACAAUUUAUACUGCCAUCUUGAUAGUAUUUGGUCUUAAGAAAUGAAAAUCGCAUUCCGACAAUGACAUUUGUUCGCUCAUGAAUAAGCACAGAGCAACAAUCGAAGGGCCUGUUUAGCUUUUGUAUACUUGAUCAAUCUGAGCUGCUUUCGUGUGGUAAAGGUUCAUGUAGUCUCUGAGUUAUUCACACAAUGUCUUGUUUUUUGUUGUUUUAGCGGCUUAGCACGGUAAUAAAUGGAGCUAUGAGUUGGCCAAAUGUUUGCACUUUCUUUAUAAAGUAAUAGUGGUGAAUAUGUGAUGUAACUGAUUAUUUCAGUAAAGGAUAUAUAUAUACUUUUUCAUCCACCAUGUUGUGUCGUGGAAGUGAAACGGAUGCAUGCUCUCAUCUCAGGAUGUCAACACACUUUGUUAUAGUGAACUGUAUCACCUGAUGUUCCUACCUUUGCUUGGAUAAAGAAAGAACAAAAAAGUGUAGUGAUUAGUAAAAACCAUUUGAAUAAGGGCUCUUCACACAUAGCAUGAGUGGGGAUGUUUCUGUCACACUGAAACACCUGAAAGCUGGUUGCUGCUAAAUAUCUAAGCCACUGUGUGGCAGCCUACAACACACUGCCGGCCUGAAGCUUCCUGUGUGUGGAGGCGCAUCAUGUGAAACCUUUGUAAUGGUGCACAUCAGCACACCAUCAGAAAGCAGACAGUGAUUUUCUAAUCCCGCAGAGCAAAAAACAGAACAGCUACAGCUGCUUUCAGCGGUAACAGAAUUACUUGGUAGAAUGUAUACAUGUUUAGAAAAAAAAAAGCUUCUUUGUGACAGCCAGCGUCAAUCUAUAUUUUUCUAUUCUUCUGUGUGCCGAGACGAUGCACUGUACAGUUGUGCUGCCUUAUAACAAUAAAAUGAGCUCAUCUUCAACUAUC
This is a messenger RNA of Gasterosteus aculeatus aculeatus (three-spined stickleback), 2459 nucleotides long. It is a transcript of the gene zdhhc2, whose product is annotated as zDHHC palmitoyltransferase 2. NCBI's taxonomy places the organism in Eukaryota, Metazoa, Chordata, Actinopteri, Perciformes, Gasterosteidae. Gene Ontology annotation, molecular function: palmitoyltransferase activity. The record is from RefSeq and is a predicted model, not a curated record.